This is a messenger RNA of Miscanthus lutarioriparius, 213 nucleotides long. The record is from the annotation of a GenBank genome assembly. Lineage: Eukaryota; Viridiplantae; Streptophyta; Magnoliopsida; Poales; Poaceae.
AUGUUCCAUAGUACUAUGCCCGAAAUGGAUUUCUCCGAUGAUGAUGACAGCGACAGUGAUGAGGCACUUGACUUCCGCGAUGUGGUCCACUGGGACUUUGCUGUCUUGACUGGCAUUGAGCUGGUGGUGGCUUCUCCAGGGAAACUUCGGAUGUUGAAGCACAUGUCCAAGUACCACGCCUUUGAAGAUUAUAUCAUCAAAUGGGUGCUGUGA